Asterias rubens (European starfish) is the source of this 1547-nucleotide messenger RNA. RefSeq lists its product as uncharacterized. Lineage: Eukaryota; Metazoa; Echinodermata; Asteroidea; Forcipulatida; Asteriidae. The transcript has 4 exons. The record is from RefSeq and is a predicted model, not a curated record. Bases 116 to 1264 code for a protein of 382 amino acids.
GACUUCACUGCUGUUUUUGAUGACAAUGACAGCUUACAAUUUUUUUUCUGUCUGGUAAUUUCUUAAAUUCUAUUUUGUGACCCCACACUUCUGGCAGAUUUUGGCUACACACGUGAUGGGAAGCAGUGCAAGUACAACAUCAAUUCCAAAUCGAGUCGGAGCAACUAAAACAGCAACUCAAAAUCCCACCAUUAAAGUACACCAACCAAAUGCUGAUCAGAAAAAGUCGCCUAAAUCUGAGACUUCGUCCAACAUGACUGAACAACGCCACAGUAAAGAUAUCGAGAACGAUGAUGAUGAUGAUGAUUUUUUACCAAGCAAAAAAUCAAGCUCUGAUUUUGACGAUGACGCUUUUGAGAAAUUCUGCGGAGAGAUUGAUACUGUUCUGAAGGGGCAUAGCUCAGUGAUCGGAGCGUCACAUAGAAAAUCAUCAGUUUCAUCUUCUGUGAAUUCCGGAGCAGGGCUAGCAGGAAUUCCACCAACGUCGCUGAGGAGAGAGGAAUUCCUAAAUCAAAGACAAUUAAGUGGGACUUUCCAACAACAGCAGACUUUUCCGUUACACCAACAAGAACCGAGUCAUCAUUCGUAUGAAACUCAGCAUGUCUACCCUAGUCACGGAAAACUAUCCCAUCUCCAAGACGAUCAAACAAAACACAAGGCUUUCUCCAACAAAGGUUCUCAUCACGCACCAAGUCUCCCACCUCCGCUGUCAAAGAAAGCCUUAAACCCAGUGUCAUCUUGGAAGAUGCCAGAAGAGUUAGCGCAAAGAGAACAAGUUCUUAGAAACAGAUUUGACGAUACUUGGUAUGCGGAUGAAACGGCGUAUGUAGGUGGGAGAAAUUUACUGCAGGGGGGAUCGCGAGAUGGGUCGUUGAUGAAGAUGAAAAGGAAUUCAUCCCUCAUGGCUAGCCAAGAUGGAGGCAGCAGGGAAUCUAAACGGAAAGAGGUUCUAUCACAAGAAAGGGAAGGUUUUGAAUUUUCAAAAUUCAAAGCAGUAAAUAAAAAGUCCGACAGUAAGAAAAUUGACAAACUCUUACCAGCUACCUACAAGGGAUACAAUGCACAUAUGACCCGGCAAGGAACGUUACCAUCCCUGCACGGUGGUAGUUUAACCUCAUCAGAUCACUCCAGUACAAGCACUCCAGCAAGUGAAAUAAUUUGUCUUCUUUUGUUACCCCUCCUCAGGUCGUCUUCAGGCAAGCAGUUAAUCUACAACCCAUCAGAAGAGGAUCUCAUUGCUUAUAUUGAGAAAGAGUUCUCCUGACUCAAACUAUGUUUCAGGAUAACAAACAUUAACUGCCAUAUACUUGCCUUAAUGUUUACUAAAUGUCAUCAAAGCCAGUAAGCGGAAAUAAAUGGAAAGAGUUAUACAGAGCACAUGGUACUCACUUUGGUAACCUCUUGCUGCUAAGUUUUGUGCUAAGCUUGGCGAUGAAGUCUGUGAGUGUUCUUAAAUCAGGGCAAAUUUUCAUAAAAGCUGUUCAGCAGAAAAUACUGCUUGACAAUUAUUUUGCUUAGCAACAAUUGAGUGGGGAACCAGUCACAAC